This is a messenger RNA of Pygocentrus nattereri (red-bellied piranha), 1858 nucleotides long. RefSeq lists its product as uncharacterized. Bases 159 to 887 code for a protein of 242 amino acids. Lineage: Eukaryota; Metazoa; Chordata; Actinopteri; Characiformes; Serrasalmidae. The transcript is spliced from 2 exons. The record is from RefSeq and is a predicted model, not a curated record.
GUCAAGAGUUUCUGUUUCCUAGCUAAUGUGCUCUCCCUUUCUCUUUCUCUCCCUGCCUCUCUUUGUCUGUGUGGAGUCUCAGCCUCCCCUCAUAACUGCAGUAAACAACGGCGGAAUACACAUCUGCGAGCAGAUAAAGAUCUUCAUAAAGACCGACUAUGCUCAAAAUGAAGACGCUGAACGAAUUGACCCAUCUGAAGGAGUCCAGAUUUGGACGGCCCGAACCAAGACAUGGUCUCAAACUACUGUACUGGUUCGCCAAGGAUUGUGUCUCUUUGAAUCAGUAUGGUAUGUUUCCAAAGUGCGAUCCAGAGAAUGGAGACUUUGGUUUCCACCCUUUCGAGAACAGGUACGACAAGAAUGGUUUUCAACUCCUGCCUGAUUUAGACACCUCCUACUACGUGGUGGGCAAUCUGAAUUCCGCAGGAGCGGAUGAGCUGCCUGAUUACGUCAGUGAAGAUUACACUGGUCUCAUGGAUGACAGUAACAUGGACCGCAUCAUUGUUAGCCUUGAUGAUGACGACAUGUUUGACAGAGUUUAUGUGACUGAGCAUGACAACCGGAUACACUACAACCCCAACGCUACCUACCGCAUCAGCAAAGGCCUCCUACAGAUUGUCAGCACCCUGGAUUUGCAGGACUUUCUCCGAAAAACUGGAUAUUUGGGACCCUCAGACUACAUUUUUCAAGGUGUUUUAAUAAGCCGUGACCCUCAACCUGUCAACACAAAUGCUGCCUCUACGACUCCAAAAGUGAAUGCUCCACAGAACCGGGACUGUCGUAUCGAGAUUGACUCAGCACUUGUGUCAGCGUAUUAUGUUAAUGAUUGGACCACCACCGGAUAUUCCUCUAGGAGAAAGAAGUGUUGUGAAUGCACUAUACUCUAAAUUCAUCUCAGUCUCAAAUGCUAUCCUUCCAAAAAUGCUUGUUUUUGGGCUUACCUACCAAUCAUUCCUGAAGCAACUGUAAUUUUUACAUUUUUAUGUAGAUUUAAAAGGGUGUCCUUUUAAGGGUGUCCUUGGCUGCAGUGUGCUUUGUAAUUUGCUUAAAACUGAUAAAUCAACCAUGUGCCCAAGUUGAAGACUGAAAAUAAUUACAUUUGUCAGAUUACAUCAGGGCUGCCCAAAGUGAGGCCCUCAUCCUAAAUUUGGCCCAGUAAGGACAUUUGAUUUAGCCUGCCAGAGAGAUACCUAACCCCCCCCCCCCCCUCCCCCUCAGCCAAUGAGAACACAUUCAUACAAGUUAUUUUUUUAGCUUCUCAUCUUUCCUGUAAACUUGCAUAGUUUUAGUAAUAAAACAUAUGAAAUCUAAAUAAAUCUAUGACUCUUGACACAGCUUGAUUGCAACAUAAUUUAAGAGCACUUGUAGGAACAUUUGCAGGUAGCAAUUAGUAGCGUUCAGUCAUCUUUUCACUGAACUUAAAGGAAACCAUAAGUAUUUCAAAAACACACAUGCUCUGGGAAUGUCUAUUUUCAAUGCUAGCUAUAUUUUUUGGUUAUGAUGCUCUCAUCACCAAAAAAUAAUACACUGUGAUUUGUUUGAGAGCUCAUUUGCAUAUUGCAGGUGGAGCUAACCAGGAUCUUUAUUCUGAUUUCUCCAUCUGAGCAUAUUCAAUUAAGGUUGGAGCUAAAGUCUGGAGGAAGGACGCUGGUGAUGUUAUAUGAAGUAGUUGCUGUAAAUUUGUAGUAAUUCUACCACCUCAUCUUCAUGCUUCUGCUGUACAUAGAUGUCCAUGCUAUUUUAAAAUGUUUUAAUGUGUUACAAAUACUUUUCACGUUAUCGCCCUCAUUUUUGAACUAUUACUAAAACAAGAGACAACAUGAUUUUAAGUGCCUAAAUAAAUCACUGUACACCAAAA